This is a messenger RNA of Arvicola amphibius (Eurasian water vole), 6057 nucleotides long. It is a transcript of the gene Asb1, whose product is annotated as ankyrin repeat and SOCS box containing 1. Gene Ontology annotation, molecular function: protein binding. Bases 236 to 1243 code for a protein of 335 amino acids. Gene Ontology annotation, cellular component: ubiquitin ligase complex. Gene Ontology annotation, biological process: protein ubiquitination; intracellular signal transduction. The record is from RefSeq and is a predicted model, not a curated record. The transcript has 5 exons. Lineage: Eukaryota; Metazoa; Chordata; Mammalia; Rodentia; Cricetidae.
UCCAGUACAGCGCUCAAGUCCGUUAGCUAGGCCGGAAGUGGAGACCCGAGCGCCCCGCUGGCGGAGCCGGAAGUGCGCUAGCGAGGCGCAUACUGGCCGGAAGCCGAGCCCCGGACACGCCCACCUGCCAGUGGCGUCGGAGGUGUACCUCAGACAGCUUUGCUCUUUGACGGCGUCGCCGAGGAGGCGGACGGACCACCGUGGGGUCAAGGCGGAGGCCGAGGGCCGAGUCGGCAUGGCGGAGGGCGGGAGCCCCGAAGGGCGGGCCGGCCCGAGGGCCGCAGGUCCUAAUCUGAAGGAGUGGCUGAGAGAACAGUUCUGUGACCAUCCACUAGAGCACUGUGAAGAUACAAGGCUCCAUGAUGCAGCCUAUGUAGGGGACCUCCAAACCCUCAGGAAUCUACUGCAAGAGGAGAGCUAUCGGAGCCGCAUCAAUGAAAAGUCUGUCUGGUGCUGUGGCUGGCUUCCCUGUACACCAUUGAGAAUCGCAGCCACUGCAGGCCAUGGGAACUGUGUGGACUUCCUCAUACGCAAAGGAGCCGAGGUGGACCUAGUGGAUGUCAAGGGGCAGACUGCCCUGUAUGUGGCUGUAGUGAAUGGGCACCUGGAGAGCACUGAGAUCCUUUUAGAAGCUGGUGCUGACCCCAAUGGCAGCCGGCACCACCGCAGCACUCCUGUCUACCAUGCCUCUCGCGUGGGUAGGGAUGACAUCCUGAAGGCUCUUAUCAGGUAUGGGGCGGAUGUUGAUGUCAACCCUCACCUGACUCCUGAUACCCAGACCCUUUUCACCAGGCGGCUUACCUCCUUGGUGGUCUGUCCUCUAUACAUCAGUGCUGCCUACCAUAACCUUCAGUGUUUCAGGCUCCUUCUGAAGGCUGGAGCAAAUCCUGACUUCAAUUGCAAUGGUCCUGUCAACACACAGAAAUUCUACAGGGGCUCCCCUGGGUGUGUUAUGGAUGCUGUCCUGCGCCAUGGUUGUGAGGCUGCCUUCGUGAGCCUGCUGGUAGACUUUGGAGCCAACCUGAACCUGGUGAAGUGGGAAUCACUGGGCCCAGAGGCAACAGGCAGAAGGAAGAUGGACCCUGAGGCCUUGCAGGUCUUUAAAGAGGCCAGAAGUGUUCCCAGGACCUUGCUGAGUUUGUGCCGUGUGGCUGUGAGAAGAGCUCUUGGCAAAUAUCGACUGCAUCUGGUUCCCUCGCUGCCGCUGCCAGACCCUAUAAAGAAAUUUCUGCUUUAUGAGUAGAGUUCAGAUGCAGCGUUGACUGCAGUGAGGAAGCCAAUCAUCUGCAGUGAAAGUUGACUCUUACAUCCUGUGAACCAUGUCCUGCGCUGCCAACUUGUUCCCUGACUGUCAGUGAAGAAGAAACAGCCAUGUUCUCUUGAAUUGUGAUUCUGUCUCAGGUGCUUGGGCCAUUGAACACUCCUUGAGUCACUGUCAACUGCGAGGGGCAUACAAACUUAAUUUUGUUCUUCUUCAAUAUCUGUUCUGGGUUUUUACUGUUACAUAUUAAUGAAAUGGGUUGUGAAAUGUGUGCAGUAUGGGUUGAACCUGCAAGCCUCGUGGUAGCCCCAGUGGGGAGAGCUUGUAUUUUCCAAAGCUAUGCUUCUAUUUAUAUUCUUGCUUUGCAAUUAAUUAUUCUUUUAAGGCUUAAUAUCCAAACAAGAAGAGAGUUUUGAUAAGAAAACAUGUAGGAAACAGACACACAGUUCUUGCACUUGCUGGUCUGUUUUCCUGCCCGGGUUUGUCUAUAUGUGCUGUUAGGUGCGCAUCCCUUCUUACUGCUGCAGCAUUCUCUCUUGGAAGUGUCUUCAUUCCAAGAUGGUUUCUUGGCUGCAUACACUGCCUGCUGUCUCAGUGCAUGGAGGUCCCAGCACAGUGUCCACAGUGCAGCACCUGUCCUGGCAAAGGUUUUCUGAUGGAUGUCUCACCCUGGGGAUCUUCAGACAAUGAUUACCUUUAGGAGGCCCACCUAGAACUAGCCAGGAAGUGACUGCCCACAUUCAGACCAGGGACCAUCCCAAUAGCACUCACUGCCACUUCUCACAGGAUAAGAUGACACUGGGGUGCUCUAUAGAGACCCUCCCAUACAGAAAAUGGGAACUGUAUGGGCUACCUGGGUGGUUGGUUCCAGGCUAAGCAGUUCCAGCUGCUUGGUGCCCACCAGAGGCUGUGUCUCCCUCUUUCCAGUUCAGUGCCUUUGUGGGCACUCCUAGAGAUCUUUCCCUGUCUUGCCCAGGGUUGUUGGUGAGAGAGAUGAGCUCAGUCCAGGUGUGAGGGUCAUGGGCAGUUGGGUCAGGAACUACGCAUAGCCUUGAUCAUCCUCAGGUUGCUCCUUUUUGGUGAAAUUGCAUUUUGUCAUUUUGAAACCUCUUAGGACUAUUGUGUGGAUCUGUGGUGAUUGUAGACUUGAGAAUGUUUAGGGGCAAGCAGAUGUUAGAUCUGUUAAAAUUUUUGACCAUGAAAGAAAACUAACUUGUAAUGAUACUUUACUGUUGAACCGUCGUGUGGUUUAGUGACCAUCUGUGGAUGGAGUUCCAAACCUUACCCCAGUGUCUCAGAAUGGCCCUGUGCAGCAGCACCAAGCUGGCCAAAAUGCACUACAUGGAAUUCUAGUGGGCCUUGCCCCAGCCCUGGCCAGUGAGUACUGUGUCUGGGGUGGGAAUGAGCUGGGCCAGAGCCUGUUCCUCCCCAACCUCCCCCAGCUGUUCUGUAGGGGGGCCAGGCCACAGCACUUUAUGGGGACAUGAGUAGUGUCCCCUGUGCUUAUUAUUUUAGAAUCUCAGCACUGUGAGGUUCUGCUGCUUGUUCAAAACUUGGAGCUGGCAAACCUGAAUGCAAAACAGCAUUGGUGCUGGCUGAGGACACUCCUUGUCUCAGUAGCUCUGGAAGUUCUGCAUUUUGUUGCUCUCAAGGAUGAGGUACAGGUAGGAAAGAGCAACGCUAUUGUGAGCACCCCAGGUUCAUGAGAGGCACCAUGGGAAGCUGAUGUGGCCUUGGUAAGGACUGCUGUUUAUUUGAUAGACUUCUGAAAGCUCUGGGUGUCUCCUUAGUGUAGAAAUGUGGUAGGCCUGGUGACACUACUGCCUUCUGGCUGAGCUGGCCCUAGCAGAGGAGCUCAGUGGCCCAGAGAGAAGGAGCCUGAAGCUGUCCCUGCUCAUCCAAGGGGGGGGGGUCUGUGUGAUUGUUGCUAUUCCUGGGGCAGCCACUUGAUUUAAACAGAGGUUUAUGCCUUGAGUCUUGGCCAGGCAGGCUGGAGUUUAGCCAGUGCUGAUGCCUCAGAAUUUAUCUUUGUGUGUGCUUUUAGACAUAUUUCCAGAAACCUACCAAUGUCAUACAUUUUGUAGCUAUUGUACUUGCAAUGUUUGUCACUUUAUUUAUUUGCUUGUUUAUUUAUUCAUCCACUUAUUUAUUUGUUUGUUUAUUUAUUUAUUUAUACUCUUCUUCCCUGAUUGUUUUGUUUUGACAUUAGGUAAAUUUAGGCAAAAAUACUUUUUAAGUAGGUAAUUAGCAAUUUUCAAAUGUUGGCCAUUUCUGUUACUAGGCUUAAGGAUCAUCAGUUUGAAAGUUUUCCCUCUAUUCUUUCGUGCAUGAUCUAAAAUUUUUGUUGUUUGUUUGUUUUGAGACAGGGUUUCUCUGUGAAACGGUCUUGGCUGUCCUGGAACUCGCUCUGUAGAUCAGGCUGGCCUCGAACUCACUGAGAUCCACCUGCCUCUGCCUCCUAAGUGCUGGGAUUAAAGGCAUGUGCUACCACUGCCUGGCUUCUCAUAUGAUUUUUUUUUUAAGAUAAAAAUUUCCCGAAAAGAAAAGUACUGUAUAUGGGCCUGAGCAGAGAUAAGCAUGCCUGACCUGUUUCAGCCAAUUCCUGGAGCUGUGGAGGCUCUACUGCAGGCAGGAGGACCUUUGUGCUGUGCCUUUCAGUGGACGCCAGUGACGUCCUGUGAGAGCUGACACAGGCAGGCCCUUUGGGAGUGGUCUCUGUCCCAUGGUCUUAAUGGAAGUGCACUUGAUGGUGGUAGCAAUGUUGAGAGCUGGAGCUGUAGCUUGUGACAAGCUGUACUGACCUUGUGCUCUGGUAGCACAGUGGGAUCAUUGCAGCCCACAGUACAGCAUCUACAGAGAGCUGUGCAGUAGGAAGGAGAAGGGCAGUGUGUAAUGCUUGAGGAAAUCCAAUUUCCUCAGCUGACUGACUUGUCUUAUUCGGCCGACAUGUCCUUCCUGGCAGAUACUAGAAUGUUGGCUUGGAAGUGAUGCUGCAGUCUAUGUCUUUGCAUUUAAAACACUCUUGGUUGCAGUUCACAGAUUUUUUUUUCAAGUUUACUUGUUGCUGAUAUCCUGGCACAGUCCGGUUAUAGUGGAUGUUACAAACUAAUGAGACAUUUUGGAUUUUUAAUAGCCUGAAUGGUGGUGAAAGGCUUCGCAGCUUUCCCAUGCCUGGGGUCCAAGAGUAUUCUCUAGGGUCACUGCGCAUGGCCUAAGAAGUCUAGACAUGGACCUCUACCACCCCAAAUUCACAAGGCCACCCCCAGGGAGGAUUGUUUGUCCCCCACUCAGGCCUUGGGAACCAGUGGCACCAAGGGUGCUGGUGAUGGCACCAGUGGUGGUCCGCAUGUCCUUUUGUCUCCUUACUGUCUGCCCUCUAGGCACUGCCCUGCAGGGGUCUAAUGGCUUCCAUCAGUACAGAGCAAUUUCUGGAAGCCGUCUCUUUGACUUGGGAGCUCCUUCCUUAUCCUUCUUAUGUUCCCCUCUCCUUCUCAUGCUCCCUCGGCAUGAAGUAAGUAGUAGGUCCAUGUGCUUAAAUAUUAGGGAUUUGCGGUCAUUCCAAGAAAGCCCCACAGAUGGGGACAUACAGGUCUGAAGUGGACAGUGAUUUGUGGAGUAUUUGCUCUACAUAACCUGACAAAAGAUGAUGAAGUGAGAAGGAUAUAGGGACCUUCUGGAGCCUCCACAUGUGUCGGACACGGAGUUCUUUUCAAUCAGUCCUGGGGAUUGAACCCUGGUCCUGUGCAUAUGAGGCAAGUACUCUACCACUGAGCUGUGUGUUCAGCCUCUUUGUUUUGUAAAUCUGACUGGAGAUUGGCAUUUAUGAACAUGGCUUUCUUGCACAUGCAGUGUGACUGUUUGCUCCUGAUGGCUAACCAGCCCUGCUCUCCCUGUAGUGUCUGCACAGCUCCCACUGCUUCUGUUGGUGUUGGGCGUGUGUAUCAUGCACUAGAGUCUGUGUGCUUGUGUUGGAGACAUGCUCACUACAACCCCCUCUUUGCUAUUUGGGGAUUAGUGUGUGCUUGUUUGCAGUGGUCAGGACAGAUUGUUUUUUGCCCUUGUGCCUAGUUAAGAGCUUUCAAAAGUACAAUAACAUUUUUGAUACAUUGUUAUAUAAAAAAAUGCUUUUUGCCCUCUGAUUUCCCUCCAAAAUGCCUUAAUUUUGUGGCCUGUAUCUCACUGGGUAGAAGCUUCCUUCAUGUGCAGUCUUUUAUUUACAUUCAUUCAUUCACUCAUCCAUUGUGCGUGAUGUGUAUGCUUGUGUGUACAUGCAUUCCCAUGUAAGCUAUGGUGUGGGUAUGGAGAUCAAAGGACAGCUUAAGGGAGUUAGUUCUCUCCUUCUACCGUUUGGCUCCAGGGAUUGACUCAGAUAGCUGUAUGGUGGAAAGUGCCUUUAUCCUCUGAGCCAUUUUAUCAGUCCCCAUGUGCAGCUGUGUGCACAGAGAAAGUAGAAGGGACUGGCUCCUGCAGAGUUUCCUCUGACUGGAGAGAAGGCUUUACUGCGGGAGUUUACAGCUGUUGAGAAUUCUGGGGCUGCAGGGUGGAACCCAUAGUGUUGCCCAGAAUUUAAUUACCUAACAGCCUGUUUCUCCUAGUGGCUCGAGUUCCUGGAUUGAAGAGAGUUGCAUCUCACAGCUUUCUAGCCAGUGACAUUCUGUGCUGUGGGGAGGAGGAGAACACUGCCAUUUUCUGUCCAAUGGUAUUUGUGAUUUAUUUUGCCAGUUUGAAGGUAGUGAUGUGGCAACUUUGGAUAAGCUGGAGGGAAUGAACUGAAUAAAGGUAUUUCUUCAUCUUGA